Messenger RNA from Schistocerca gregaria, 7878 nucleotides. Its product is annotated as treacle protein-like. Gene Ontology annotation, cellular component: cytoplasm; nucleus. Bases 76 to 5895 code for a protein of 1939 amino acids. The record is from RefSeq and is a predicted model, not a curated record. NCBI's taxonomy places the organism in Eukaryota, Metazoa, Arthropoda, Insecta, Orthoptera, Acrididae. Gene Ontology annotation, molecular function: microtubule binding. The transcript has 20 exons.
UGUAUUGAUCCUGCGCGAGGAGCACGUUCGCGGGUGACAAGUGCGAUACAUACCAGAAGAGAGUUGCUGUUCACAAUGAAGCGGGGACCCGGCGAGAGUCGCAUCCCGCUAUUCCGGGCUGCGGCCGCCCCGCGGCAGGCGUUGGCCGCCCCCGCGCCGGCAGAGCCCGUCGCAGUGGAGGCGCACCUGCCCCACCUGCAGCAGCGGCCCCGCGCCCCGCAGGAGCUCGCGGAGGCGGCACUCCGGCAGGCCGGACAGCUGCCCUCCGUGCCGGGGAAGGCCGGCCUCUCCCUGCACAGUCCUCCGCGGGCAGCAGGUGCCGGUGGCGGCGACUCGGGAGCGGACGUGGAUGGCGCCGAGGCGCCGGCAGCGCCCAAGGCGCACAAGGGUGCCGGCAGGGUAGCCACCAUAUUCGGAGCGCUGCGCAAGUUAGCGCCGCAGGCGGGGGGCGGCAAGAGAGAGGAGCCCGCGCCGCCAGCUGAGACCGCCAUGCCCGGCGACGGCGACGCCUGGCAGCGGUUCGCGGCGCCGCAGCUGCCCAGGCCGGCCAGGCCGAUUGGCGCCGCCCCCGCCGCCCCCGCCCCGGCGUUCGCCAGGUCUGCGCUGAGGAAGGGCGGGGAGCAGCCGCGGGGGGCGGCGCCGCCGCUGCCCAGGUCCGCGAGCGCGACGACGAAGCUCCACGAACGACACGGCGACACGUACACGGUGGCCUCGGGUCGCCAGACGGCGGCCACCCUGGCGCUGUACCGAGGCGUCGCCGACGACGACCCCGCACCGACGCCGGCGGCGUGCGGCGCGGUGCAGGAAGUGACGACCAACCCGGAGGAGCACUUCCAGAAUGCGGCUGCUGCGGGGGUGGCGUACCGCAAGCGGCCCUCGCUGCUCGGCCUGUUCGGCGGUGCCGCCCCCGCCAGCGGAGGCGUGGCCGUCGCAGUCGCCUCCACCUCCUCUGGUACCACCUCCCCCGUCGGCAGUGGCCAGAAAGCGCGCAAGGGCAGCGGCGGCCGCUGGCAGCCGCUCUACUCCUCGACGCCGUUCCGUCCACCGCCUGACGCCGGGACCGGGUCGGAGGCUGCCACGCCAGAAGACGAGAGGCUGCGCGUGCGCGCUGCCAGGUGCGCGGCGGCAGCGCCGCGCGCCGUGGCGCGAGGACGUCUCGAGCAGGAGGAGCCCUGCCACGUGGCGCGCACGCGUCAGGAGCAGGAAGAGUCCGGUGGCGGCGGCGGCGGCGGCGGCAGCAGCAGCAGCACCAGCAGCCACAACAGUAGCGGCGGCGGCGGCGGCGCUGGCCAGCGGCCCCGCUACUUGGAACACAGGGCGGGCUACACUUUCACCAUUCCCUCUGAGCCCUCUCCGCUGACAAAGUACGAGGGCCGGCACUCCUCGGCGGACCUCGGUGACUUCAAACAGCGUCAGCGGGACUCGCAGCCGGCACCGGCACCGGUGUUGGGAAUCGAGGACACGGAGGAGAUGGACGUGGACAACGACGACUACGACGACGAGAACUCGGUGGACCUGUCGUCGGAGCAGGCGGAGGAGCCGAGCAGCGGCGCCGGAGGCGGCGGUGGCGGCGGCGGCGGGCUGGCCAACAGGCAGGGCUCGCUGGAGCUGGACGAGUCGCUGGGCAUCCUGACGCCCGACCAGAUGAAGGAGCCGUUCUCGCUGCUGGGCGACAGCGCCGCCACCUUCCUCUGCGGCAGCGCGCCCGCGCCGUGGGCCGGUGGCGAGAACUCGGUGCUGCGCAUGGACGCGCUGUGCCGCGAGGUGGUCUACGUGGACCAGUUCUCGUUUCCCGAGUACGACUCCAUCAUGGACACGGUGGAGGAGGGCGGCCGGGCGGCCCGGGCGGCGGCGUCGCCGCUGCCUCCGGCGUCCCCCUGCUCGGGGGCGGCGUCCGCCUCGGCGGCCGGCGACGGCGACGCCACGGAGCAGACGCUGUCGCCCGAGGAGCUGCCGGUGGACACGCCGGUGCGCGAGCAGGCCGCGCUGCUGGAGGACGACGACACCAAGACAGAGGACGCCUCCGACGCCACCACGCUGCUCACAGCGUCUUCGUCGGCGGAGCCGUCGUCGCGGUCGUCCGUGGCGGUGCCGCCCCCGCCGGCCACCGCCCCCCAGCAAGGCCUCGCCGCCCCCGCGCCCGGCGCCGCCCACGCCGCGCACUGCUUCGUCACGUCCGUCACCUCCAUCACCAGCCUCGACACCGGCUACCAGGGGGACGGCGAGAGCAGCCGCCCCGCGAGCCGCGGCGCCGAGCUGUCGUCGCCCCCCGGGCCGCCGCCCAAGGCGCAGGUGGCGGGGGCGGCGGGCCACGGGCUGGCGCUGGCGCAGCCGCAGGACCCCAUGACCGACUCGGACUUCUUCACGGAGAGCGACGCCGACGGCCACGAGGAGGCCAGGGCGCCGCCCCCGACCGCCGCCCCCGCCGCCCUCGAGGAGCCGCCCUCGUCCUCCUCCAGCUCCGCCGCCGCCAGCUGCGGAGACCGCCGCGCACAGGUGAUCGACGGCACGCUGUACAACGAGUCGCAGCGGCUGCAGCAGCGCUGCCCCAGCUUCACGGCCUCCUCCGAGAUGGAGUCCAGCGGCGUCUUCUCCGACCUGGAGCCGCGGCGGCCGGAGGACGGCGACGCCGACGCCGACGCCGACGACGCCUCUGCGGCGCACGACACGUCGCCCAGCGGCUCCACAGGCAGCGUCUCGGAGCACAGCCAGGAGAAGGAGGCGCAGAGCCCGACGGGCAGCAACGUGACGGCGUGCACGACGGUGAUCCCGGAGGAGGCGUCGCUGGAGGAGGCGGAGCGCGCGCUCACCGAGGAGAACAACCUGAAGAACCUGUCGUCGCCCGUCAUCACGGAGCUGGCCGCGCCGCAGACGCAGACGGCGGCGACGACGCCUCCGGCGGCCGAGGCGGCGCCCCAGGGCCAGCAGCCCAAGCCGGCCGCCGGCGCCAAGCCGCGAGAGCUCAAGAAGUUCAAGAUGCCGAAGCGCAACGUCGUCUCAAAGAUCAAGGCCAUGAUCGAGGCGCCGGCGCCGGCGCCGCAGCCGCAGCCCCACGAGGACCAGGAGAACCAGCGGCCGGCGCACAGGGCGAAGAAGGGCGGCCGCUGGGACGCCGUGAUGAGCAAGAUAGCGCAGGGCCAGGCGGAGCAGCGCGUGCUGAAGAGCCACCUGAAGGAGGUGAAGAGCAAGGUGUUCGCCGGGCUGGGCGCGCCGCCGCCGGACAGCAGCACGGCCCGCAGGAAGGCGGCCACGCCCACCUCGCCGGCGGUGGCCGCGCUGGAGCGCGCCGGCUCCGCGGACUCCACCACGCCCACCAGGACCAAGAGCAGGCGGCCCCGCACGCGCGCGUCGCCCAUCUCGCAGACGCUGCCGCUGUCGGGCCACAGUUCGGUGCGCAGCUCCGUCAGUGACGUCAGCGGAGAACACGCCUCGCCGGCCACGCCCUCCUGCAAGAGCGUCUCCUCGCUACGAUCAGCGAAAAAGCGAGCAGAUACGACUCGAGCGAACAGCCCACUCAGCGAUGGGUCCCUGAACUCGUCCGCGUCACACCAGCCGGCGCGCAGACAGAACCAGCAGAAGAACGGGGUGCCGGACAUGAAGACGCCCGUGGCGCGCAAGCCGGCGUCCCGACGCUCGGCGCCGGUCGCCACCCCCGCCAAACCGCAGCCUCUCAGGGAUCACAACCGCGUGGCGGGCAGCGGCGCGCCGCUCAAGGAGCCGGCCGGCAAAUUGCAGCCGCAGCUGCAAGCCGCCCCGGCCGUGCCCACGCGCGCCCAGCUGCAGCAGCUGCGCCACAGCGCCACCGGUUUCGAGGCUUUCGCCGUGCUCGUCCAGUACCUCGUCAAUGACACGGAAGAGAAAAGGUGUCGGUAUGAGGAUGAGAUUUCGCGCCUGGAAUGUCUCCAUUCGGAGCGAGAAGCAGCAUUGCUGCAGGAUGGCUUGUCAAAGCUGCAGCAGGCAGAGGCAGAGCACAAACGCCAGCUCAGAGAAAGUGAGCAGCGUGCCAAAGACCUGCGCGAGCGCCUGGAGGCAGCUGACGCAGAGACAGCCCGAUUGCAACGGCAGGUAGAGGACCUCGUCAGUAGGGACCACGAAGCCCAGUUGCAGACGGAGCAGACGCGGUGUCGGUACGAGGGUGAGAUUUCACGCCUGGAGCGUCUCCACGCAGAGCGAGAGGCAGCAUUGCUGGAGGAUGGUGUAAUGAGGCUGCGGCAGGCAGAGGCGGAGCACAAACGCCAGCUCAGUGAAAGUGAGCAGCGUGCCGCAGAGCUGCGCGUGCGCCUGGAGGCAGCCGAUGCGGAGACAGCUCACCUGCAGCAGCAGGUAGCUGGCCUUGUCAGCGGCCUUCGCCAAGACCGUGACGCCCAGUUGCAGGUCACAGCAGGAAGAUGUCAUGAUCUGGAAGAAGAAGUGAGGUCAUUGAGGACAGUGCUGGAUUUGAGACAUGAAGAGCUAGCAGAGGUAAGAAGGCAGAAUGCUGAACUAGCAAAAGAUGCUGGAGAGCUACCAGGAGCACUACAAAGGAUAGCAACACUGCAGGCGCGAGUUGAGGAUCUCCAGGAGCAACUGCAGCACAAAGUUGACUUCGAAAGGCAGCUAUCCCAAGAGAACAGGAAACUGAACGAGUCAUUUCAUCAUGUUGCUGUGCAGAAACAAAGGCUUUCACAGCAUAAUGAAGAACUGCAGUGGAAACUGAAACAGAGCACUGAAGCAGUUCAUGUGAUUACACAGGCUCUGACUUCUACGCCUAUCUCACAUAACAAUCAUAAAACUAACCGAAAGCUGAUUGAUUCUUUCCAUGACUAUAGUCAAGCAUUUCCUGAAAUCAGCAAGAGCUACACUAAAUUGAGUAGCAGGUCGCCGCUGAUGCAGCGCCGUUGUGACUUGAGCAACACACCUGUGAUACAUCAUGAUCUCGAGCACCCUAGUCCCCCAGCAUCACCGAAAGUGAAGGCUGUUGUUGAGAAGAGUGACUCUGUGUCAUGGGUACUGGACAUGGAUGAAUCUCCUGAAGCAAAAGUGUCUCGCCUAGUGCGCCGUGCAGGCAGUUUCCGUGGCUCUUCUGGCUUAUCUCCACCAUCUACUGCCCAGUCUCAGACCCUUCCACGAAGCCGUGGUGCAUCUGGUCCUGGAAAUCGACGAUCAACAGGAACCAGUGCUGGACGAUCGAGAACAAGGGCGUGGUCAGUGUCAUCUUCGGACAACUUUGUAUCCUGCUGGGGUUCAUCAGGAACGUGUGCUACCUCUGCUCCUGUUACAAUGCAGCGUUCAGUUUCAGGAACACCGUCACCUGUAGCACAUUCUUAUGGAGAAGAUAAUUACACAGUAUCCCCUGGAAAGACACCACUGAAGCGCUGCAGCCGUGAUCCUGACGAGUGCUCUGUUAACGGUGACGAAGACGACGACGACGACAUGCGCCAGCACCAUAAUGCAAAUGGAAGUGUCGCAAAGAGGUCCAACGCAGAUAGUGGUCCCUCCAGCCUUGAUGGACAGUUGUUGAGUUUGCGCACUUGUGGCAGCAGCAACAGCAGCAGUGCCAGCCCGCCUGGCAGCAAUACCUGCAGUUCCACAAGCAGCUGUUCAGAAGCAGAACACAACUACAGACACUUGAAUGGCACAAUUAUUUACCGGCAAGUGGAGACAGAGACUGCAGAUAUGAGGGUUGUUCCCAUUCCCCACCUUUCUGGUAGCAGUGAUCUCUCCAUUUUGGCUGCUGCCUGUGCUGCUGCCAAACCUCUGAUGGGAGCUCCCAAGGAUGCGGCAGGAGAGGCAAUGAUCUCUGAAGAGACACUGGACAAUGAGAAUGAUGGAGAUGGGGGCGAUACAUCAUCUGAUGGUGAAGAUCCCCAGUCCUGGGAGAAUGUGGGGCUGUUACCAUCAGACAAUGAGGCCUGAGGCAGAAUGUCUUGCUGGUGUACGUGCUUGCUUGAAGCUGGAGUAUUUUAGAAGUUCUGAAAUACUUGAGACUUAAUACUCUGGCAUUUUAAGCCUUACAUUUAUGUGUGUGUUGGUUUAAACCUAAGACAAAACACAAUGGCAUUGAAUAUUGUAUAUCAGGUAUGUUGAGAGUAUGGUGCAUACAGCUCUCGGUUUUAUACACACGACUCAGACUCUUUAUUGUGCUGUUUCUUAAUUUUUCUCAUUAAUAAUUUAUCAGCUUUUUUGAAAGCAUGGUGCAUACACCUCUUGAUUUUUUACAGAUGACUCAGAUUUGCUACUGGGCUCCUUAAUUUUUUUCAUUGAUAAUUUGGUUAAAUCAGUACCUGAUGAAGUUAUUGUUAAUUGUAUUUAACUGGUUUUAUAGUGCUGGUUUGUGUGAUGGAAGCUUCAAAAUGUGAAAUCAUGUCGUGAUAGUUGCAGUAAUGAUCUGUAGGAUGAAUGGACCACUUUUAGUUCUUGCAUUUUCUUGUGCCUUAAUAUUUUGUUUUGGUUGUUGGAGGUUCUCAUGAGAGUUCUUCCAGCAAAACCUUGGUGCUCCCACCUUCAAUCAUGUAUAUAGAAUUUAUCAAUUGGAUUGAGAGAGCUUUCAGCUUGUUAAUAUGCAUAAUAAAUUAUUUGACUUGACUUGGGGGGAGGUCUUAAUUGCAAUUAAGUGUGAGGACUAAUGCCAUUUCCAUUUCAUAAUAUUUUGGGGUGUGGGUGGAUCAUAAACUGCCGAACAUCAUCAAGAUUAAACAUUGAUUUAUUGGAGAAUAAAACACCAGAUGCUAAAUACUGCAGCACUGGGAUUAAAAUUGGAACAUUCACUCAUCAGUUACUGAACAUCACUGAAUGUGAUGUCAUAUUUUAAAAGUUUCUAUCAUGCAAUACUGCAUUUUUACACAGUGCUGAACUAAUACAAGCAAAACAUGCACUGAAAUUAUCGAAGUUAUCAUUAUAAGAAUAUCCAUUUUAUGUUUUUCUUCCAAGAGCAUCCCUGUUGGUGUAUCUGCUUUAUUUUUAAAUGCUUUGAUCACCAUAUAUUUUAUGCAUAAACAGUACUGCUAUUCUCAGUGUUUAAUCGUUUUGGACCAAUUGGAAGAAUUAUACAUAACUUUCGUGAUACUAACAUGAUGAUUUGCCAAGCCACUGAACUUUGAGCAAAAAAUGCUGAACUAUGUGAUGAGUAAUUGAGAAAUGGGGUAAAGUGUGACUCUAACUUGAGAACAAUUACUGUAUACUCAUCAAAUUAUCAUUACCAAAGUAACAUCAUUUCCUCUUUUUUUGAGGUAAUAUUUGUAAGAGGAUGAUCUUGUGUUGAGUUAUUACACAGCUUUCCUUUGGCUACAUACAUGUGAGCUAUUUGUAAAUUUACUACUGCUUGUAAUAAAGUUUAUCAGAGGCUGUUUGAUGACUGUUAGAUUUGUAUACGUCAUAGCUACAAAAUAUUAUGUAAGUAAGAGUGUUUAAUAGGCUUUGAGAGAUGUAAAUUAGUGCACAGUGGUGACAGUUCACACAAUACAUCUUAUCUAAUAAAUCUAAAACUUGAUGCUGUUAAAAUACUGAUAAUUUACAGAUAUGAUAAACCUAGAAUUACUACUUGUGUGGAAUACGUGCUUUGUGAACUAACUCAGCCAGAGCUAGUUCGUACUACUGAACUGUCUCCGCAUUCUGUGUUUGUAUAUGUGAUACUUGUGGAUCAACUUUUAUAAAAUUUCAGCUGUUUUAAUUUGUUAGUUUUAUAUCAGAAAACCAUAUGCUACUUACAUUUUAUUGUGAUUUUGAGUACAAUGUGUGGCUGAUGAAAUAGUAUAUUUUGUGUGAAUUUUUUUGCUGUAUUUAUGUUGUGUUUUCAAAGCACAAUUGAUAUUGCAGUUGUUUGUAUGUACAUUGGAAUUGUAUCAUGUCUUGUUACAGAAUGUCACUAUCUUGUAAGGUAAAAAUAAAGAGUUGCUACUA